This is a messenger RNA of Fulmarus glacialis (Northern fulmar), 591 nucleotides long. It is a transcript of the gene PTGER3, whose product is annotated as prostaglandin E receptor 3 (subtype EP3). The annotation marks the transcript as partial. Gene Ontology annotation, biological process: positive regulation of cytosolic calcium ion concentration; phospholipase C-activating G protein-coupled receptor signaling pathway; intestine smooth muscle contraction. The transcript has 2 exons. Gene Ontology annotation, cellular component: plasma membrane. NCBI's taxonomy places the organism in Eukaryota, Metazoa, Chordata, Aves, Procellariiformes, Procellariidae. The record is from RefSeq and is a predicted model, not a curated record. Gene Ontology annotation, molecular function: prostaglandin E receptor activity.
CCCAUCGCCGGCCUGGGCCAGUACACACUGCAGUGGCCUGGCACCUGGUGCUUCAUCAGCACCGGCGACAGCCAGCUCACCGGGAGCCUCUUCUUCGCCUCCACCUUCACCGUCCUGGGGCUCCUCUCCCUCGUGGUGACGGUGGCCUGCAACCUGGCCACCAUCGAGGCCUUGGUGUCUCGUUGUCGGACCAAAGCGACUGCGUCCCACUCCAGCAAGCAGUGGGGGCGAAUCGCCAUGGAGACACUGAUCCAGCUCUUGGGGAUCAUGUGUGUCCUCUCGGCCUGCUGGUCACCGCUGCUGAUAACGAUGUUGAAGAUGAUCUUCAGCCACACAUCAUUUGAACACUGCAAGGGAUUCUCCACCGAAGCCCAAAGCUCAGAACUGCACAAGGAAUGCAAUUUCUUCUUGACAGCUGUGCGUUUGGCCUCACUAAACCAGAUACUGGAUCCGUGGGUGUACCUGCUACUCAGAAAGAUCCUCCUCCAGAAGUUCUGUCAAGCAGCCAACGCUGUCUCCAAGUGCUCCAACAAUGAGUGGAAAGAGAGGUCAAUCACCCUGUCAGAGGAAAUCCGACGGACAACGGCAUGA